Molecule: messenger RNA, 2154 nt
Organism: Rhodofomes roseus
Lineage: Eukaryota; Fungi; Basidiomycota; Agaricomycetes; Polyporales; Fomitopsidaceae
Product: vitamin B6 photo-protection and homoeostasis-domain-containing protein
Exons: 6
Coding region: 299-1834 (511 amino acids)
Source: RefSeq, a predicted model, not a curated record
ACAAGCGCCGAGUCGUGACUAUGAUCGGUCCGGGCGCUUCCUCCUGGACCGCAGACUGCCAUCCGCUCGCCUCCAGAGUCGCAGUCCCUCACACCUUCAAGGCCUGGAUGUCGCUCGUUCUACGCUCGUAGUGUGCAUUCAUCUACUUUGACUCUCACUUGGCAGCUAUCUUCUACGAAUUCACGACCCAAGUUGCCUAGAAGAUCGGACAGCAGUCAAACACUCGGUCGCGACUGACGGCUCCGAGCCGGGCAGGUCCUCGUGUUCAAUUUUCUAAGGUUGCCAGUGACACCUGUUCAUGUAUUCUCGAGCCCUCAGACUGCGUCCGCGUGUAUGCACACUUUCACCGGUACACGCACCUCCGGCUGCGUUCCUGCGAGUCUCGUCUCUUCGUUCAUAUCAGACGUCGAAGUCGCAGAAGCAGCUCGCCGCGGAAGCCUCGCACCUGGAUGUGACGACAGCAGACAAGCCCAGGCCAUUCGCAAUCGAGCGCGUCGGCGGUCGCGAAUGCCACGUUUCUUGGACUGACCGCGGCAUCUCGAAGGAGUGGAGGGAGAUCUCGAACACUGUAGGCGAGGACGAGCAGGCGGGGUCUACCUCGGCGUCGUUCACGGGCAGGUUCACAUCGUGGCUUCGGCAAAUGUUCCUACCCACCAACUUCCCGCAGUCCGUCCAUCGGUCGUACCUGCCGUUCCACGGCCUCCAGUUCUUCGAGACGAUCUUCGGCACAGUCGUCUCCGUGCUGUGCAACCAAGCUAUGCUCACGUCCGUGGGCGUCAGUGCCGAGGGUAGUAUAUUCGGUGCGGUCGCCGUACAAUGGAUCAUCAAGGAUGGCGCCGGCGAAGUCGCGAAACUCUUCUUCAUCCGCCGCUUCUCGCCAUACUUUGACAGCCACCCGAAGACGUGCACGCUCUUCGGGGAGAGUAUCGUAGCGCUGGGCAGUGCUUUGCAGAUCGGGACCAUUCUCGUCAACCCGUCUCCUACCAACUUCUUGUUGUGCGCAGCCGGUGGGAAUGCCAUGAAACUUAUUGGAUACGCGGUCUGGUUCACGACACACAUGAAGUGGGUCCGCUACUUCUCGCUGCAGGGCAACAUGGGCGACGUCGCAGCCAAAGACGAGGCGCAGACCUCCCUGGCCCAGCUGGUCGGGUACGCCGCCGGAAUCGGUCUCCUGACGUUCUCGCACUCGCCCGCGUACCUUUACGGGCUGUACUCCCUAUGCACGCCCGCGCACCUGGUGGCCACUGUGGCGAUGAUGCGUCUGGCGACGUUCGAGACGUUGACGGUGCCGAGACUCACCGUGCUCGCGCGAGAGUAUGCGACACCUAACGGGAAGCAGGUCGUGCCGUCCUACAAGGAGCUCGAGGAUGCGCGCGAGACUGGUGUCUUUGGGGAGUACUUUAAGAGCAAGAAAGACCGAUAUGUCGCUCUUGCGCCUCGUGUGGCGGAUGUCGUGGGACGUGAUGCAGAGCCCGAGGCCAGUAGGUGGGAUAUCUGCACCAACACAUUCUGGAACGAAAAGUACAUGCUGUACCCGUCAGCGUCGUCCCCAUCCCAACCAACAUCCGUCUUCUACCACCCAGACGCCACCUCAGAUGACACCCUCCGCUCCGUGCUGCACGCAGCCCGACUGCAGCAUCUCAUGGCUGGCUCACCGACCCCCAACGCAGAAGCACUGCGAGAAGCGCUGGCAGAGUCGUAUGCAUGGACAACGGAGCAAUUUGACGGCUUCAAGACGGCAUUGGAGGAGAAAGGCUGGCGAACAGACGAGGUCGGCUUCGCUGACCAUGGGCACCGGCUCUUGUGGGGGGCUGAGGCGGACAGAGGGACAUAGUCCCCGCUUGCUCGUCGUGUCCAGCCGACUCGAGGACUGGUGCAAGCUACCUACUCCCCUCUCUAGCCCCAAGACUUAGCAUGAGCGUCCAUUUGGGGUUUGGCGCUGCGUGACAAUUUGGCAGGGCUUCCCUCAGCGGCGAGUCAUCCGAUAUUCUUGCGCAUCUCUCCACUCGUCGUGAUUGACAGGGGUCAUGCACGCACGCCAGGCGACGUGCGUUGCGGUCCGGACGUAUUGAAAUCAUAGAUAUCUAGAGUAUUGCCGUAUACAUAUGUAGAGUCGUACUAAUACACACCCAACUCUUAUUGGAGCUUCUCUUA